Plasmodium knowlesi strain H is the source of this 4200-nucleotide messenger RNA. RefSeq names its product conserved Plasmodium protein, unknown function. The record is from RefSeq and is a predicted model, not a curated record. The transcript has a single exon. The coding region runs from base 1 to 4200 and encodes 1399 amino acids. NCBI's taxonomy places the organism in Eukaryota, Apicomplexa, Aconoidasida, Haemosporida, Plasmodiidae.
AUGAAGAAAGGCUUUUUUUCCAGGGUGCACUACAGUAAUUGCGUUCACCACAAGUUUAAAAGAAGCAAGGAAUGUUAUUACAGCAAAGGUGCGGGUAAAUUAUUAAAGAAUCUGAAUUAUUAUUCAAGAAAGGAAAAGAAAGAAAUUUUAAAAAAAAUUCAUGAAAAUAUUAUUCUUAAAAAAAAUAAUUUGAAAGAAAAACUGACCCAAUUCUAUAUAAACGAUAAAGAUGUGAAGGACAUUUUCGAGAAGGAAAGAAUUUCUAAUGAGGAUGAUAAAUUAGUGAUAAUUAAGCAGGUGGAAAGUAACGAAGAAGCGCUCAUAAAUAAGUUUAACAAUUUCUACGAUUUGCUUCAUUUUUCAUUACAAAAUUUAGAGAGACAAGGGGGGCAAUUCUCAAACAACAGGAGGACAUUUAAACUGAAUGAUAUGACCAACUGCGUAAGUAGCAAUGUAUUUGAGAUGCACGAAUGUGUUACAACCAAUUUGGACUUGAUAAAAAAGUUUUUGGUUUUCAUUGAUAAGAAUUUAGACGCAUAUGAAAGAACAUCCUGUUGGUUUAAAAUCUGUUUCUGCCUCAACAAAUUUGUAAUAUAUUUUUUUAAUUAUUCCUUCCCAUUCGUUGAAUUUUUUGAUUCGAAGCUCUUGUUCAAGUAUUCUUAUUUGUUUAUAAAGUUAAGCCUUUUGGAGAAUUCUGCUUUUGUUUCUAAACAGAAUGAGAAAAGGACAGAAAAUAUUUACACCGUAAAUAUAUCAAAUGAGGAAAUCUUUGAUUUGGUAAAAAAUAACAAUAAAAAUGUUAUCAGGUUGUUGUUACUGUUGAGUGAGCGGAAGAGCCACGUGGACCUACUGGACCUUUCGGAGGUGUACUUGCUAUAUGUGAAGAAGACGAAAAUUAGAGAAUGGAUUGAAAAUGUGAAUUCUUAUCUUGUAGAAAGUGUGAUGGGAAAUCGAGGGGGAUCGAGGCAAAUGUCCACGUUCGUAGAAGAACCCAGUUAUGAGAGUAAAGAAGUACUAGAACGGUCGUAUGAAGAAAUGUUCUGUGAAAAGGAUAACAGAACAAAUUACCAUGGCUACUUCAUUUGCCUCUAUUUCAAUCUUCUUUACUUAGUAAACAAAUUGGUGAGUAAUUAUGUUUCAUUCGUGCCCUAUAUGAAUGAUAACAUACUUCCCCUUCUGGAUUGUAUAGGAUUAUUAUGUGAGGGCAUUUUAGAAGAGGACCAUUUGAGCGAAAGGAAAAUAAAAAAUUGGACUCUCCUUCUGAGCAGAAGGGAGGUAGAAAAAUACGUAAUAAAGGAUAUAAUAGCAGAUGCUCCAUUAUCCAGGAACAUACACUUGAGUGAAUAUGGUAUUGGGGGAAGGGUGGCACCGGUUAGUGGUAAGGUUGAAGAAAUGCAUUUCCCAUAUGACGGGUUAAGUUACACCAAAAAUGGGAACAUGUUAGUGUGUGAAGAUGACAGAAGAGGGACAAAUGGGCUUACGCACGAUGUGGAAGAAGAUUCACUGCUGAGGAGGAGCCUCCUCCAUGAGGAAUGUUUCCUAAAAUUGCACGAAAAGACAAAGCAUAUUUUGAAACUCCUUUUUGAAAACAUGACACAUUUGUUCAUCCUAAGCGACUGUGAAGGAAUCUUAAAAUUUUUGCAAACGGUGUACCUAACGAGAUAUAUGAAUAUGUGGAGCACAAAUAUUUUGUUCUAUAGCAUAUGGCUGAAUGCAGAAUUUUUAGAAAUGUAUCAAGUGAAGAAUGUGUUGUUUUUUCUUUCCCUGUUUAAGAGCAACUUUAUUUUAAAGAACAUGGAUUUGGGAAAUUCUAUUUACAGUUGGUACAAUAAAAAGUUAAUAUUUUAUCUCAGAAAAAAGAUAGAAAUUUAUUUCGAAAAUAACACAUUGGAAAGUAGCAUCAAGAGCGUGUUCAUAUUGUCCGAUUUAUUGAGUCACAACAAAGUGAUAAAAAAAAUUUUACUAAAAAAAUUACUUCUGUUAAAUUUUAAUAAUAUACAGCCAAGUCUUUUUUGUCAAAUUUUUUUCUUACUAAAUAAGCUAAGAUUUGAUGCAAGCAAUACGUUAUUUUGUGAAUUGUUUUUGAAACAUUACAAGAGGGUUAUUCACUCCUUGACGUGUGUAGAAACAUUAGACCUGAUUAAAAAUGCGGAGUACUUAAUAAGUAGGAAGAAAAGGAAAAUAUUCGUCGUUCUGAUUUUGUAUUUUUUUAAGAAGCUUGAGCAAAGCGCGGCUGUGGGAUGUACCUCCCCCCCACUUCUCAACGUUAGUUACAUUUUUAAGCUAAUUAACAUUAUAAACAAGUUUAAAUUGUUUGAAUUUUGCAGAAAGGAUUAUUUUCUGCCAAUUUAUCGAUUUAUUUUUUUCGCAAAGGAAGGGGGAAAUGGAGUAGGGGAAAGAGCAGCGUGGGUUUCAUCCGAUAGUUCCAAUUUUAUGGACACAUCCAAAUGUAACCAUUAUUCUUUUUUAAUAAAAAAUAACCAGACGAUAUUACUUGAUGUGAGGGAAAUGGAGACAAGGGAAAAAGGGAAAGAUAUUCCACUGUUGAAGGAACAUAAUGGAUGUAAAGAUUCAUAUAAGGAUUUGCCGAAUGAGAAGGAUAUAAAAUUCGAAGUCAGUAAGCUAAAUGAGCAAAGGAACUUAAUGUGCACAAAACACUUAAGGGUAAAAUUGGAAGUAUUAACAACGAGCGAAAUAUUAGAUUUGAUCUUCUUCAGCAUAAACAUAAGGAAGAAUAUUUACCUCAUUGGUGAGCUUCAUACAGAACUAUUUUAUAGGAUCCUCCGAAGUGCGAAUUUUUCUAAAAAGCAAAUAGUCCUAUGUUUUAGAAGCAUAUGGAUGUCGAGAGUUUUUCACCUCAACUUUUUUGAGGCCCUAACGGACAUGGUAACGAACAACAUAAAAAUGGUUAGCAACUCCAUUUUCGCGUUGGACAUAUUACUAUGCUUGUGUUCUUAUAAGCACAGGAACAUAUACGACUCUUUGGUAGUUUCGCUUUUUGACAUGUGCUUGGACGAUAUUGAUAAAAUUUUAAAAAAUAUGAAAACACAAGUUCUUUUCUAUUCCUGUGUUAUAUUCUUGGAAGUGUACUACCCUUUGCUAUUUUUGAAAAUCAUAAGAAGAGGGAAAAACCUUUUUCGAAAAAACAGAAAAAACAGUUCAGAACAGCGGCACGGAGUUGGGGUAGACUUAAAUGGAAACCUCCCCAAUGUGAAACCCUUCAAAGGGAAUCAGAAGAAUGGAGUUCCUUGGAGGCAUGUUGGUGACACCCUGGAGGAGCAUACAAUACAAACGAACGUAAAAAGGAAUGAUGCACAGAGUGGGUUACUGAUCGAUAUACCCAGUGAUGCGGUGAACAACAUCAUAAGGGAUCCUGUUGGAAGGGGUGAAGGGGAAGGUGAUCUGAUAAUGACGAUGCGGAAAGAAACAGACAUUUGUUUGGAGGACAGUGGAGAUUCCGAGCACCCCGCUGAUGUGCUAAAACAUUUGAAGCAAGUUUUCCUUUUGCAGCAAAAAAAACAUGCCUAUAGUUAUGACUUAAUUAACUUUUGCGAAACAUUGCACAAAUUAAAGAUAACCAAGAUUAAGGUUAAUAAUAUCCCCAAUGUUUUUUUUAAAAAUCACGAAAUUGAUGAUUUGCUUGUGUUGAAUGUAUUUUAUCCGGCUUUAAAGUUCUGCAUCAUUUUUACAAGAGGUGAGAAGGCAUCAAAAAGCUUGAAGAAAAUUAUUCAUGCUUCGAAAAUUUGUAAAACGUCAGAAGUACAUAAUGUUAAUAAAGGCGCUGUGGACAUUUCACUCACUGAAGAAAAGAACCUUUCUGAGGGAACAUUCAAUUUGCACAGAACGCAGCGCUGUAAUGGGGAGAGUGUAAAUAAUGCCGAUGGUGUUGAUAAGGACAACGAGCUUAGUAGUCGUUCUCACAACUGUCGCGAGAACGAUGUGGACAUUCUCGCGCAAAAACUAUAUUUACUUAAAAAGCACAGAAUAAAUACCAUGGUAAUACCCAUAGAGAAGGUCGACUUGUUUUUUAAAGUAAACCUUGUGGAGGAACAGAAUGCCAUCAUAAACGAAUCGAACAUGAUAUUUGAAAAGGUGUAUCAACAAAUUUUAGCUAGUAAGAGGAAGGACAUUUUAGCCGAUCGUAACAUCUUAGCAUCACUCAUGAGGAAGCAGUUGCAGUAUAUUUUCCAGUUAAGUUAA